AUGUGUGAUAUUUUUAUCGGACAAAAUGUUUUCUCAGGAUGUACAUCUCUUGCAUCAUUCAAUCUCAUCAAUCUUAUCAAAUCGAUUAACUCAGGAUGUUUCAUCAACAGCGGACUUAUCACUAUCUCGUUCGAAGGCAGCAAGACAUCAUUCGACUCACUUCCAUCUAUGCUGUUCAAGGGAUGUUCUAAUCUCGACGAAGUCAACAUCCCGAAUAACAUCAUUUCAAUUGGCAGCGAGUGCUUCAGCGGAACAUCCAUCAUGCGCGUCAGUCUUCCAAAAAGUGUCGAAUCUCUGGAUUCACUGUGUUUCAAGGGUUGCACGCAGCUUGAGCGCGUCGACAUCUUUUCUACGUGCAAUCUUUCAAAGGUAUUCCCUGGUAUCUUCGAAGGCUGCACAUCUCUCUUUUACAUCAGCAACUUCUCCAGUGAAAACCUUGUUUGUCACAACAGCACCAUCUACAGCAAAGACUUCAGCCGCGUUUACCUGCACACUCCUGCGUGCAGGGACAACUACAUCAGCUUCGACCGUCGUCUCAAUAGUGUUGCCGACAGCGCAUUCAUUAAUAGUGCAUACAUUGAGAUUGUUGUCUUUGUCGACAGUAGUGUUAGUAGCAUCGGCCGUCGUGCAUUUGAAUCAUGUGUUCGUCUUAAACAGAUCAGCAUUCCUUCUAGUGUCUCAUCUAUUGGUGAGAAUGCAUUCAUGAACUGCAUCAGUCUGAAAUGUGGUGUUCUAUUCCAGAACAAGACACAAAGAUUCGUAGAUAUCCUCACAUCAAGUGGUCUUCCCAAGACAUCUCUCGUAGAAUGUCAAGCAUUCAGCUGCAGACCACAACAGGUACUCAAUGUUCCUGUUCCAACUAUUUUAUUUACUGUUUUUAUUCUAAUGUAA
This is a messenger RNA of Trichomonas vaginalis G3, 891 nucleotides long. RefSeq names its product regulation of response to stimulus. The transcript has a single exon. The record is from RefSeq and is a predicted model, not a curated record. The coding region runs from base 1 to 891 and encodes 296 amino acids. Lineage: Eukaryota; Parabasalia; Trichomonadida; Trichomonadidae.